Miscanthus lutarioriparius is the source of this 354-nucleotide messenger RNA. The record is from the annotation of a GenBank genome assembly. NCBI's taxonomy places the organism in Eukaryota, Viridiplantae, Streptophyta, Magnoliopsida, Poales, Poaceae.
AUGGAGGAAGAGGCGGUCGCCGUCGGUGCUGCUGGGCUCGCGAUGCUGGAGAUGGAGAUGGAGGAAGAGCUCGAGGCGGUGCUCGCCGAGGCUGUCGGGCUCGCGGAGGCCGCGGCCGCAAUGCACGCGCCACCCGCUCCUCCACAUCGUGCCGCGCCAGGAAGGACGGCGGCGACGCCUCCCUUGAGCGGUGGUGGUGCUGGGAUCCAGGAGUCGCCAGAGAUUCAGCCACCUGCGAGCCUAAACCAUGUGGUAGUGCUGCUGGGACCCAGGAGUGGUGGAGAUCCAAGAGCUACUGGAGAUCCAGCCACCUGUGAGCUCCGAGAGGUGGUGGUGCUAGGACGAGGAGCGUAG